Messenger RNA from Meleagris gallopavo (turkey), 3417 nucleotides. It is a transcript of the gene NCAPG, whose product is annotated as non-SMC condensin I complex subunit G. Lineage: Eukaryota; Metazoa; Chordata; Aves; Galliformes; Phasianidae. Gene Ontology annotation, biological process: mitotic chromosome condensation. Gene Ontology annotation, cellular component: condensin complex; condensed chromosome; cytoplasm. The record is from RefSeq and is a predicted model, not a curated record.
AGGGAGGCCUGGCUGCGUUCCGCCUGCGCUGCGCUCCGCGGGGCUCCGUGUGGGAAGAGCGGCGGUUGUGGCGGCUGUGUGAGCGCCCUGCUCGCAGCCAUGUGUCCGGCGAAGAAACCGCUGCAGAUCCAAGAGGCGUUCCAGCUGGCCCAGAAACCUCACCAGAACCCCGCGAAGCUCGUUGUGGCUUUGAAGAGCACCUACAGCCAGUUAAAAGAUAAGGAAGACUUUCAUGAGAAGUUCGUUCAUUUCCUGAAGUAUGUCAUGAUCAUCUACAAGCGGGAGCCAGCCGUGGAGCAACUGGUCGAUUUUGUGGCUAAGUUCGUGACUUCGUUUUAUCAAACGGAGAAAGAGGAGGGUAGCGAGGAAGGAGAAGAAGACAAUCUGCUUCUGAAUUAUGUGUUUAACUUUCUGCUUGAGUCUCACGAUGCAAAUAGCCAUGCAGUUAGGUUUCGAACAUGCCAGCUUGUUAAUAAGAUUUUGAGAAACAUGCCAGAGAAUGCUCAGAUUGAUGACGAAUUAUUUGAUAAAAUCAAUGAAGCUAUGCUGAUUAGACUUAAAGAUAAGUUUUCAAAUGUGAGAAUUCAAGCUGUCUUGGCCCUGUCAAGGCUUCAAGAUCCUAAGGAUGAAAAUUGUCCUGUUGUUAAUAUUUACAACAUGUUGCUUGAAAAUGAUUCAAAUUCAGAAGUGAGGCGUGCUGUGCUGUCGUGUAUUGCUCCAUCAGCAAGGACUUUGCCAAAAAUUGUAGGGCGUACUAUGGAUGUGAAGGAAGCUGUCAGAAAGCUAGCAUAUGAGGUUUUGGCAGAAAAAGUUCACCUGAGAGCUCUGUCAAUCGCACAGAGAGUAAAACUGCUGCAACAGGGACUUAAUGACAGAUCUGAUGCUGUUAAGGAAGUAAUGAAGAAGAAAUUGCUUCAAGCUUGGUUACAAUUUACUGAAGGGAAUGUUUUAGAAUUGCUUCAUCGACUGGAUGUAGAAAACUGCCCAGAAGUGGCCGUCCCAGUACUGAAUGCUGUGUUUUCAUUGUCCCCACUUAACGACUGUAUUCAGAACUGCAAGUACCUUGACAACAGAAAACUGAUUCCGUUGGAAAACUUAACAGCUGAGAAUGUGUUGCACUGGAGAUGUCUUUGUGAACAUCUAAAGUCAAAAGGUGAAGAAGGUGAAGACUUGCUGGAACAGAUGUUGCCAGAACCAGCCAUGUAUGCAGAUUACUUAUUAAGUUACAUACAAAAUAUGCCAGUUCUUGGAGAAGAACAAAGAGAAGACUUCGCUUGUUUUGAAAACCUGAUGACAAAAGAAUUUAUAGGCCAGCAACUGAUUCUUAUUAUAGACUGCAUGGACACCAGUGAAGAGGGAGGAAGAAAGCAUCUGUUAGUUCUUUUAAAAAAGAUUCUUAUUCUGCCUGCGACUUCAACAGCUCUUGUACCUCCACUUGUGGAAAGAUUACUCAGGAUCAUUAAGGAUGAUGCCAGAAGGAUUCAAAUUAUUGCAGAAAUUGUCUCAGAGGUUCGUGAGCCAAUUGUUUCUGUUGACCAGCCUGUUGAUGCUGCUGAAAUAAGAAAGCAACAGAUUAAGUUGGCUGAAAUAAAAGUGAAACUUUUUGAAGCAAAAGCAGCUUUGGAAGAGUGCAUUACUCUGCAGGAUUUUAAUAAAGCAUCAGUAUUAAAAGAGAAAAUAACUGAGUUGGAACACACAAAAAAUGAUCUGAUAAAAGAAGCAGAGCAGUGUGAAAUUAAAGAAAUGCGUGUGGAGAAGGAUGAUCCUGAAACACUGUUGAAGUGUCUAUUGAUAUGUCACGAGCUUCUCAAGAUGAUGGCCCUUUCUAAAGGAAUUGAUCCAACCAUUAAUGAAAUAAUAGAAUCUCUGAUACUUCCUGGCGUAACCAAUGUCCAUCCAGCUGUGAGAAACAUGGCAGUUCUGUGCUUGGGUUGCUGUGCCCUUCAGAGCAAAGAAUUUGCUCGACAGCAUCUUGCAUUGUUGUUGCAGGUUUUACAAAUAGACAAUAUAAAGAUAAAGCUCAGUGCUUUAAAGGCAGUCUUUGAUCAGUUGAUGCUGUUUGGGAUUGAGCCAUUCAAAGCUAGAAGAGACAGUGAGCCUCAAAGUGAAGACGUGCAUGUUGGAAAUGGAAGUUGUGAGGAAGAAGGCGAAACAACAGAGAAGAAAGAAGAGAGUGCUACAAUUCACAGCUUCCUGCAGCUUCUUUAUGGUUUCUUAGACAGUGAGUUUUCAGAACUCAGAACAGAAGCUGCAGAAGGCAUAGCCAAACUGAUGUUUUCUGGGAGGCUGACAAGUGCCAAACUUCUUUCGCGUCUUGUUUUAUUGUGGUAUAAUCCUGUGACUGAAGAGGACACUCAACUUAGACAUUGUCUGGGAGUUUUCUUCCCUUUAUAUGCUUAUGCAAAUAGAUCCAACCAGGAAUGCUUUGAGGAAGCCUAUCUUCCAACUCUGCAAACACUGUUAAAUGCUCCUGCAACUUCACCCUUGGCUGAAAUAGAUAUCAGUAAUGUUUCCGAGCUGUUGGUGGAUCUGACCAGACCGAGUGGACUGAGACCUCAGGCCAAGAAGUCUCAAGAGUAUCAGGACUUAACAGUGCAUGAUAAUUUAGCACUGAAAAUCUGCAAUGAGAUCCUGAUGGACCCAACUGUGCCUGAUGUUCGUAUUUAUGCGAGAGCGUUAAGUUUGUUGGAAAUCAGUAGUUCUUCCACAGAGACUCUUCUGCUUUUGCUUGAUGAGAUUCUAGAGAAAGUGAAAGAUAAAUUGUGUCAAAGAGCUAUUGAGAGGAUCAAGAAGAACUUGACCAAAAGUACAAAUGUGAGCAGAGAUCAGUCUGGAGGCACGGAGGAAAGGGGAGUCUCUGCAAACACACAGGAAAAUGGCAAGACAUUAUCUGCAAAUACUAUUCAAAAUGAAGAAGAAAAUACUGAGGAUGUUCUUCAUACUCCAGUUACUGAAGUGAAAAGUAAAGAAACUGCAAAACUGAAAUCCACGAGAAACAAAACUGGCAGAGGGCAAAGAAAAGCAGCAGUGGGAACAAGAUCUGUGAGCAGAAGGAAAACUGGCACAGCUGUGAGAUCUGGUAGUGAAAGUGAUGAUGAAAUGCCAGAAUCAGUCCCAGUGCCAAGUUCAAGGCCUUCGAGACGAGCAAAAACUGCAGCACUUGAAAAAACAAGAAUGAAUCUUUCAACCCUUUUGCGUGCGGAAGCUGAUGAAUAAAGACAAACUGAGAGGAAAUGUCCCCUGCUAAUGCUACUUAUUAACAGCAGGCUUGAAAAAUUAAGGUUUCUCUUGUUGUUAGUGUCAUUUAAUUUUUUUCAGGAUUGGAUCAUUUAUAGCUCCGUAUUUUUCUAGGAACUUUUGAUUAACUUCCCCUUAUGAAGUACAUCAUUGAUGUAAUAAAAACACUUUAAAAUAUUA